Molecule: messenger RNA, 2874 nt
Organism: Blepharisma stoltei
Lineage: Eukaryota; Ciliophora; Heterotrichea; Heterotrichida; Blepharismidae
Source: the annotation of a GenBank genome assembly
AUGGAUCCGAUCUUAUAUGCUCUGAUCUCAGCAUUUGCAGCAAAUAUUUUAAUAUUUGGGAUUUUGUUCGCUUUGUUUUUGGUAUUCAGAACGUUUCGAAGCAAGCAUAUAUUUUCAGAUAAUCCAAAAAUUAUUCCGAAAAAUGCAAUUUUUUCUGAAUCUGAUACACCUUUGAUGCUUUUAUUUAAAAGUGUUUGAAAUACAUCAUUGCAAGAUAUUUAUGAAAAAUGUGGGAGUGAAGCUUAUGUUUAUUUAGCGUUACAAUGAAAAAUAAUCAAGUCUUUAUUUUUGAUGUGCUUAAUCGGAGUGACUGUGCUUGUUCCUGUAUAUUCACAAGGAAAGAGAAUUCAUGAGACUGGGCUUGAAGAGACAGGAAUUGGAAAUAUUUUAGAGGAGCCUAACUAUAUGGUUGCUCCUUUGAUUUAUUUUAUCCCUUUUUCUAUUUUUGGCUAUUUCCUAGUGUAUAGGGUAUUAAAGGAAGUGACUACAAAGUCUCAACAAAAUGUAUUUGCUAUAUAGAAAAUCCAACUAUUCAAUUAUGUGCUUGAAAUAAGUGAUCUACCAAAAGACAAAGCAUGUGAAUUCAUCAAGACUAUGGUUAAUAAUAUAUUGCAAAAAGAUUUUAGAGACAAUAUCGUUUCAAUAUAUGUUGUUCCUAAUUUGGCUAAACUCUAUAGAACCCACAAUAAACUAGAAGAAGCUAAAGAAAAGGCUGAGCAUUAUGCUUUGUAUGAUGAAACACAUCAAACGAAAAAGAAAAUAAAACUAUUACUCCCCCCCCUCCGUGAGUGAACAAAACCAUUAGAAAAAUCACCAUUUUUUGCCCAAAAACCCACCCUCCGUGAGUGAACAAAAAUUUUUUUAAUAGAAAAAUUUUUUAUGGAAAAAUUUUUUGAUAUAUAAAUGAUAAUUAGUAAAUAAAAUCUAGAGCUAAUUCUAUUUAAUUUUAAACGGAUUGCUCUUUAAAACAUAAAUUUUAUAAAUUAAAUUAAUAUUUGCCUUCCAAUUUUUGCGAAUUAGGAUUUUUUUAAAUUUAGAAAAAAAAUAUUUUUUAUAAAAUUUAUAUAUAAAUGUUUUUAAAAAAUAAAAUUAACCCCCCUCCGUGAGUGAACAAAAUUUUUUUGUUCACUCACGGAGGGGGGGAGUUAGGAAAAUGAAUUGAUGCGCAGAUGUUUUAUGAAAAAUUAGUAGAAAAAUACAGCAAAAAAUAUGAAGAUCUAUUGGCAAAAGGACCUGUUGGGAACUCUGGGUUUUGCUAUGUAACGUUUAGAACUACACAGUCAGCAGAAAAUGCGAAAAAGUGGUUACAUGAUAAUAUUAGAGCAAAAGACUGGAUAGUAAAAACAGCACCAUCACCACAUGAAAUUAAGUGGGAAAAUUUAGACCAAAACUACAGAGAAAUACGAGCAAAAAGGUGAUGCUUGAUGAUAUUUUUCUGUAUUUUAUUUUUUAUUUUGGUAACACCUGCAGGAUUUCUGUAUUUUGUUAAUAAUUUUUUGUCUGAUUUUAAAGGCAGACAAUUUAUUGAAGGACUCUUACUCUAUACCAUGAGCAUGCAAAACCAUUAGAAAAAUCCAAUGUUUUGGGAUUUGACCGCUUCCAUAAGCGAAGAAAACACUUUUAGUUUAAGAAAUUUUUUAUAAAAUAUUUGAAAUAUAAAUAAUGACGACUAUUUUAUUGUUUUAGGGAACUUCACAUUUUUAAUGAAUUGUUUUGAAAAAAAUGAAAGAAGGUUUUAUCUUUUAAAUAUUUGCAAAUAAAAUUUCUUGAAGUUUGAGUUAAAAUUAAUUAUUAAAUUCUCCAUGCGUCUUUACUCGGGGCAAAUUUUCCCUUUUGCAGGAAUGGGUUUUGCAGAGUAAAUGCUUGAUCGGAAAUAUCUGCAGGGAAAAAAAUCCAAAAGAGAUACAAUUAAAUUUUUAACCCCUUCAUAAGUGAGCAACAAAAUUUUUUCGCUCAACGAGUGGGGAGAUAGGGAAAUAUUUUCCUGUUCUAAUAUUGCUUAUUUAUCAAGUGGUAAUAUUAUAUUACACUAUUAUUUAUAUCGUUAGCAAAGAAAAAAGAACUAAUACAGCAAGAGAAACAACAAGCAGGCUUCUUAAAUAUUUAUUAUUCAUGGGAAUUUAUGUAUUCUUGCUACAAGCAAUGGGUGCGCAAACCAUUUUAGAUUUAACAGUCAAUGGCUUCUGAGAUAAUUGGCAAACUGAACUACCAAAAGCAGUGUCAAACACAGGAGGAUUUUUUACAAUUUAUUUGCUAUCACAAGCUUUUAUAGCAAAUGGCUUUGAUUUACUUCAGCCAUUAUUGGUUAUUGUCACAAAACUAAAAUUAAAAAUCGCUUCUACAGAAAAAGAAAAAAUAUUAGCCCAAGAAGCCCCACCUUUUGAUUUUGCCUAUGAAUAUGCGGCGGUGCUAAAUGCUGUUCUUAUUAUAUUUACUUAUUCGAUUUGUUUUCCAUUAAUUAUAUUUUUUGGUCUGGUUUAUUUUUCAAUGAGGGUAAUUUUUAUAUAGUUUAUGGUGCACAAAUAUUUGAUUUUAUGUGUGAAUUAUGUAGACAAAAAUUCAUCAGGAAAAAAUAUACCUGAAAUAUGUUUAAAAUCAAUUUUAGGCUCAGUUCUGAUUUUUCAAAUGAUUACGUCUUUAGUGUUCUCUAUAAGCAGAUAUAGAGGGAUAGAGACGAUGGGCUUUAUUUACUUUGUGCUUUCUUUUGCGUUUUAUUUAUUUAUUCAGAUUAAAAGUGUGAGAGUUUUGAAAAAAGUUUUAAGCUUUAUGAGAAUAGAUGGAGAUGCAGGAGUUGCUGAAGAGCCACUGAUAGCUCCAGGGGGAAAUUUAUAUGAGCAUCCAUUAGAAAAAGAAAUUAUUAAUAGGAAUGAUUAA